Messenger RNA from Melanaphis sacchari, 776 nucleotides. RefSeq lists its product as uncharacterized. The transcript has 2 exons. The coding region runs from base 63 to 671 and encodes 202 amino acids. NCBI's taxonomy places the organism in Eukaryota, Metazoa, Arthropoda, Insecta, Hemiptera, Aphididae. The record is from RefSeq and is a predicted model, not a curated record.
CUACACGCAGAGUUCUUUCUGUAAGCACGCCUAUAGCUGUAUUGUAAUUCGUAUAAGCAACUAUGAAUUCGUCAUUGCAUCCAAACGUGUCCAGUGCCGCAGUAGUGGCCGUGAUGCUCGCCGCAGUCAUCGUCGUCGCCGAAAUCGCGGGGGCGAAAGCGGCCGCGGCUCCGCAACUGCCACAGUCGGUGCGUCUGCAGACGGCUCAGGCCGGACCGGAAGUCAGGGGAUACGCGGCCGCCUACGGUUACGGCGGCGUCCAAGUGCCGGUGAACGUCCACGCCGCGGCCGUCGUCGGCAAGUCGGUGUACCUGCAGCAACACCACCAGCAGCAACAGCAACAGCAACAGUACUACGCGGACGGGCCACCGCCGGCGGUGGUGGUCGGUUACGCGCCGUCGGCCGUCUACAAACCGGACCUGUCGGCGUACGCGUACGGCGCGUCGCCGCACGUGGAACAACUGCGCCGGUUCGACCCGGUGGUCCGGCCGGUGCACACGGUGGUGCCGAAGGUGACGGCCGUCGAGCCGUCGGUGACCGUCCACAAGACGUACGUGGACGUGCCCGUGCUGCACGAUCACCGGUUACCGUACGUCGCUGCGGGGCCGACCGCGGUGGUGCAGGCGGACUACGCGUCGCCGUACUACAACUAUCAGGUGGUCGACCGAUGAGCGGACCAAAAAACGAAAACGAAAUUUACUGUAUUUUCUCGUGAACGUUUAUUAUUUUAAUGAUAUUGUAUGUUUUAUAAAUAUUAUAUAUAUUAUAUUAUAUUA